Molecule: messenger RNA, 1480 nt
Organism: Serpula lacrymans var. lacrymans S7.9
Lineage: Eukaryota; Fungi; Basidiomycota; Agaricomycetes; Boletales; Serpulaceae
Exons: 3
Coding region: 188-1390 (400 amino acids)
Molecular function (GO): hydrolase activity
Source: RefSeq, a predicted model, not a curated record
AUUGCCAACAUAUGUGGGUUCAGCUGACCUUUGUUCAAUAUCUUACGACAACCCUUAUUACGAGGAGGCCCCACCUCAUUUCGUCUUUUCUUGCACAGCAAUGUGCCAAUAUUAGCACCAGUGUGUUUGGUAGUCACCGUACUACAGUCGUACUACUCCUGCGUUCUGACUUGAAGGCAUUCACAUUAUGGUCUAUGAAUACAAGGACCAGCCUCUGAAGGGUUUGUUCUACACUUAUCAGAUUCUCACCACUGCGUUUGUGCGUCUUCCUUUUAUUUCACUUUGGUAUAUUCCCCGUUCUCUACGGCCCAAGCCAUCAUGGAGCUGGCAGCAAUCCUUUGGAGUGAACUUGUUCAGGCAUCUCGCAUACGUGUCUUUCACGGCUGGAAGAAUCAGACUUGUGCCCGAUUGGCGCGCAAUCGUCCCCGCUGAAGGUGUACACGGAAUAUGGAUUGAAGGGGUACCAGAACUUGUGACCGGUGAACUACAAACUUGGGCUGAAGUUUCUCAAGUCGAACCGUCGCGGAUUCCUGGAUACUGGUACAGCAAACAAGGCGCAGACAUUCCAGCCAACGAGACCCCGGUUCCAGGUGAAAAGGUUUUCUACUGGUUCCAUGGCGGAGGUUACGUUCAGCUCUCUGCGCAUCCCAAAAAUUUCAAUUCGAACGUCGUAACUUCACUUUUAGAAUUGAGCAAGACUGUUCAAAGAGCAUUCGCUCUAGAAUAUCGCUUGGCUUCUACAGCACCUUUCCCUGAUCAAAACCCAUUCCCCGCCGCUCUUCUAGACGCGCUUGCAGGUUACAACCACCUUGUUAACGUAGUUGGAUUUGAUCCCUCCGAUAUUAUCAUCCUAGGGGAUUCUGCCGGAGGAAAUCUUGCUUUGGCUCUCACGCGAUACCUCAUUGAAAACAAGGAUAGUCCUGUAAAGCUCCCCGCGCCUCCACACAGUAUGAUCCUUUUGUCACCAUGGGUUGACCUUAGUCCUUCUCACAAUCACCUGGGCUCUUCGACUCUCCAUAACAACGUGGACUAUCUUCGGAGACAGGAUUCUGGAGCAAGUUUAUACUCGAUUGAAGCGUUUGUUCGUCCAUACGGUCUAGGCGCUGCGCUAAUGAAUCGCUACAUCUCACCCGCAUCGUUACACCCUUCUUGUUGUGCACAUUUCGUAGGGUUCCCUAGGACAUUUAUCGCUGUGGGCACAGAAGAGAGGUUCCUGGACCCAGUGAGGACGCUGAAGAAAAAGAUGACUGCUGAUAUGGGCGAAGGUAAAGGCGAAGGCCAGGUUACUUACUACGAGGCUUUAGAUGCAGUGCAUGACUAUCUUACUCUCAAAUGGCAUGACUCGGGGCGUGAAGGUACAUUGAAAGCACUCGCGGACUGGUUACCGUAGGGUGGUCUUACUGUAAAUCUUACCGUUUCGUGACUAUAGUUGUUCCUGGCUUAUUCCCUUCUGGAUAUUAAAUGUACUUCAUUUCAAUAU